CUAAAUCCAGGAUGACGUCGACUCAGUAUAAAACCAACAAGAGGUUCAGCUGGCCUGAGCUCCGUCCUACCCGCGGGUUGAGUUCAGCGAACGCCGCGGCGAAGGGAGGGCGGGAGGAGGGCGAGCGGACGCAGGGGGCGGGGAGGGGCGCUAGGCUGCUUUCCCGGCGCUCUCUUUCGGUUUGCUCGGCGGCAGGAGGAGGGUGGACCCCCCCACUUUGAUACUCUUUCCUAGGCGCGUCCCUGCCGUCCUCCGGUCCCGGCGCGGGGCUCGGGGAUGCCUGCCAGCAUGUUCAGCAUCGACAACAUCCUGGCCGCCCGGCCGCGUUGUAAGGACUCGGUGCUGCCCGUGGCGCCCAGCGCGGCAGCUCCCGUGGUCUUCCCGGCCCUGCACGGGGACUCGCUCUACGGCGCCAGCGGCGGCGCCUCCUCGGACUAUGGCGCCUUCUACCCGCGCCCAGUGGCCCCGGGCGGCGCGGGCCUCCCGGCCGCGGUCGGCGGCUCCCGCCUGGGCUACAACAACUACUUCUAUGGGCAGCUGCACGUGCAGGCGGCGCCCGUGGGCCCAGCCUGCUGCGGGGCCGUGCCGCCGCUGGGCGCCCAGCAGUGCUCCUGCGUCCCGACGCCCCCAGGCUACGAGGGCCCUGGCUCGGUGCUGGUGUCCCCUGUGCCACACCAGAUGCUGCCUUACAUGAAUGUGGGUACGCUGUCGCGCACCGAGCUGCAGCUCCUCAACCAGCUGCACUGCCGGCGGAAGCGGCGGCACCGCACCAUCUUCACCGACGAGCAGCUCGAAGCGCUGGAGAACCUUUUUCAGGAGACCAAGUACCCGGACGUAGGCACCCGCGAGCAGCUAGCCCGGAAAGUGCACCUCCGCGAGGAGAAAGUGGAGGUCUGGUUUAAGAACCGCCGAGCCAAAUGGAGGCGGCAGAAGCGGUCCUCAUCAGAGGAGUCAGAAAACGCCGAGAAAUGGAACAAAACGUCGUCGUCGAAGGCAUCGCCGCAGAAGAGGGAAGAGGAAGGUAAAAGCGAUUUGGACUCAGACAGCUGACGGCCGCGGGCCGGCCGAGGCACUUGCCUAACCCGAAGGACUUGCACAGACAGAGGAUGCUACUUUCUUGCACACGCGCUGCCUUGCGGGAGGGGGUCGAAAAGGAGAACCGAGGAACUGUAAAUAGUGUACAGAGCCGGGAAGGUUGGGCGCGCCUGGGGUGGGGCGCACUGGGGCUCGAAGUUCUGCAGUCCGAGGCCGCCUACGCCUCUUCCCCAUGGUAGUAUUUAUAGCUAAGUUAACAGUGACAAUACAAUAAAGUGAUGGCGAUGUAAA
Nycticebus coucang (slow loris) is the source of this 1326-nucleotide messenger RNA. RefSeq names its product goosecoid homeobox (gene GSC). Gene Ontology annotation, molecular function: DNA-binding transcription factor activity, RNA polymerase II-specific; RNA polymerase II cis-regulatory region sequence-specific DNA binding. Gene Ontology annotation, cellular component: nucleus. The coding region runs from base 277 to 1050 and encodes 257 amino acids. NCBI's taxonomy places the organism in Eukaryota, Metazoa, Chordata, Mammalia, Primates, Lorisidae. Gene Ontology annotation, biological process: regulation of transcription by RNA polymerase II. The transcript has 3 exons. The record is from RefSeq and is a predicted model, not a curated record.